GAUAAAUAUAGAAAUCUGCUUCAUAUUACAUCUGGACUGCCUGGGCGAGUGAGACUUCCAGGGGGAGAAUGACAUACAUUUGUAGGAAAGUGGAAGAGAGAAACUGUACGUAAGCUCAUGUAUACAGUGAGAGGAUUUUGGAAACAACAGUGACUCCUACCUAUAGAUAAUAAGAGAGAUACGCAAGCCGAGGUGUCCGAUGUUCUCAACUUGUACACCUGUCACAGAGACAGCUUCCUAAGAGUGAGGCCUGUGUUGAAAGAAAAAGCAUGAGACUGCUGAGAGGGCAAAAAGAUUGCUGAGAUCGUAAUAGAUCCCUAAAUACAAACCCAUCGUGGGACGUUGAGGAAAGUAAUAGUGAGGCACACAGCAACACACAGGGAUCAGGCAGAAGUAGUUUGAGGCUUCGGGCUGUCAGUGUGACAGAGAGUAGGGGGAGAGAGAUUCUUUUCUUUGUUGGGAACAUCUGGUGAGACUGCUCCGUAGCCAUGGAUAUGAACUCUAUAGUAUCGGAAAUUAGGCGGCCCAAGCCCCAAAAUGAGGGUCAAACAGGCGCGAAGCGUGCAUCUGCCAAGCCAAAGAAAAAAGGUCCUGCUAAACGUGCUACUGUUUAUUUUGAGGUGGAGAUCCUUGAUGCAAAGACACGGGAGAAGCUCUGCUUCCUGGACAAGGUGGAGCCCAAUGCCACCAUUGUAGACAUAAAGAACAUGUUCAACAAAUCCCAUCCUGAGUGGUACCCUGCCCGCCAAUCAUUACGUCUGGACCCUAAGGGAAGGUCACUGAAAGAUGAGGACAUCCUGCAGAAUUUGCCAGUGGGAACAACAGCAACUCUGUACUUCAGAGACCUGGGAGCACAAAUCAGCUGGGUCACAGUAUUCCUCACAGAGUACGCGGGGCCUCUCCUUAUCUACUUACUCUUCUACUUCCGAGUCCCCUUUAUUUAUGGCCCCAAAUAUGACUUCAUCACAAGCCGGCACUCGGUGGUCCACCUAGCGUGUAUCUGUCAUUCGUUCCACUACAUUAAACGUCUACUGGAGACACUCUUUGUACACCGUUUUUCCCAUGGCACAAUGCCUUUCAGGAAUAUUUUCAAGAACUGUGUGUACUACUGGGGAUUUGCAGCCUGGAUGGCUUACUACAUAAAUCACCCCCUGUAUACACCACCAGUUUUUGGAGAGGAGCAGGUGAAAUUGGCCGUUGCUAUAUUCCUGUUCUGUCAGCUGGGGAAUUUCUCCAUACACAUUGCUCUGAGGAACCUGCGGCCAGCUGGCUCAAAGACACGAAAGAUUCCUUUCCCAACACGUAAUCCAUUCACAUGGCUCUUCCUACUGGUGUCCUGCCCCAACUACACAUAUGAGGUGGGCUCCUGGUUUGGCUUUGCUAUCAUGACCCAAUGUCUUCCUGUCGCCCUCUUCACUUUGGUUGGAUUCAUCCAGAUGACAAUAUGGGCCAAAGGAAAACAUCGCAGCUACCUGAAAGAGUUCAGAGACUACCCACCUCUCCGUUCACCCAUAAUCCCUUUCAUCCUGUGACCUUUGUCUCCCUAGUGCAACCUGUUUGAUCCAUUCAUAACCCUGACCUCUAGCCUCCCACAAAUGCACUGAGCUGAAAAGCCCUGCACUGAAGUCGGCAGUCCUGUCUUAUCUCGGGCUGUCCCUGGAAUAAUCAGUCGCAUUUUUUUUGUGUGACGAAGGGAUGAAUUUUAUUGGUUCAACUUGUCAGCGCGGUAUGGUAUUAAUAAACCAAGGAGAUAUUACAAGUA
Messenger RNA from Pseudophryne corroboree (corroboree frog), 1762 nucleotides. It is a transcript of the gene TECR, whose product is annotated as trans-2,3-enoyl-CoA reductase. The record is from RefSeq and is a predicted model, not a curated record. The coding region runs from base 489 to 1532 and encodes 347 amino acids. Lineage: Eukaryota; Metazoa; Chordata; Amphibia; Anura; Myobatrachidae. Gene Ontology annotation, biological process: very long-chain fatty acid biosynthetic process. Gene Ontology annotation, molecular function: oxidoreductase activity, acting on the CH-CH group of donors. The transcript has 12 exons.